UCUGCUUUGAUUGGUCGGUGAAGAGAAGGCAUCGUGCCCUUGAAAAACCGAUUUCCCGGCAAAGAUACGCUGAAUGGAGUGGCAGGAUGCGAUCGACACAAAGCCCGUCAUUCAGUGUCCAAGAACAAAUAGAGCCUGCUCUAACAAGGAUGCUCACCUAUCGCUCAGCGGUCACUGUCCUUUCCCUAGAGGUAUGUUAUCUCAGGGGCACAUCCUUGCCCAGGUCAUCGCGCUUUGAGAACCUACGCGCCACGGCAGCAGUGAGAAACGUAGUCAAUACGUCGUUCUCGGGCAUCUGCCACAGCGUGAGGAUCGUAUCUACCUUGGUAACUACAACAAGUACAGACGAAUCGAUAGAAUCGAAAGCUGAAAGGAAGCAGCUGCGACCGUUCUAUUCUGCGAUGAAAGACAAUGCGAUGAUGACGAAAUUCUCCGGCUCGAUCAAAGCUCCGACGAAGCUGAGAAUUCGGCUUCUUUCGUUGAUUUCUCCUACUUUGACUUUCCGAUGGUUAUUACCGAAUCACGCCGGCAAGCAAGCGAUGCUCUGCACCCUUGUUCGGUGCCUGGUGAGAGGGCUUGCGAGCAAGGUCGAGAAGGGGUCACGAGAACGCGCGAAGCCGCUUGCAGUCUUGAGUUGUGCCCUCACUGUUGCCUGCAGCGUCCUCGUUUGAUGUCGUAGCGGAUAAGCUCGCGCUACAGGUGCAGUUUGCAGUACUUGUUGGUGAAAUGGGUUUGCGGAGGAUGGCGAUGCGCUUUGCCGACCGUAGUGCGUGGUUGGCACCAAACCAAAGCUGGCUGUCCAACGGAGAACAGAAGUGCAAGAGCGGUAGGGGGUCGAGCGCUUGGAAAG
Tilletiaria anomala UBC 951 is the source of this 850-nucleotide messenger RNA. RefSeq lists its product as uncharacterized. The record is from RefSeq and is a predicted model, not a curated record. Bases 87 to 671 code for a protein of 194 amino acids. Lineage: Eukaryota; Fungi; Basidiomycota; Exobasidiomycetes; Georgefischeriales; Tilletiariaceae. The transcript is spliced from 2 exons.